CAAGAUUCAGCAUCUAUGAUAGAGCCAAAACCAAGGUAUGCUGUUGUUACUGGGGCAAACAAAGGGAUAGGGUUAGAGACUGUUAAGCAGUUGGCCUCAAAUGGAGUGAAGGUGGUGCUCACUGCCAGAGAUGAGAAAAGAGGGCAUGAAGCCAUUGAGAUAUUGAAAGAAUGUGGUGUCUCUGAGUUGGUGGUUUUUCACCAGCUUGAUGUCACUCACUCUGCUAGUAUUCAUUCACUCCUGGAGUUUCUCAAGUCACAGUUUGGGAGACUUGAUAUCUUGGUGAACAAUGCAGGAAUCAGUGGUGUAAAUCCAUAUGAAAUGCAAGGGUCAACAAUUAACUGGAGGGAACUUACUCAAACUUCUGAAAUGGCAGAAAAGUGUUUAAGAACAAACUACUAUGGUGCAAAGGAAACAACUGAGGCAUUUCUUCCCCUUUUGAAACUAUCUAACUCACCUAGGAUUGUUAAUGUUUCCUCCCAAGGAGGGUUGUUAAAGGGGAUAGCAAACAAAAUGGCUAAAGGGGUGUUUGAUGAUGCUGAAAAUCUUACAGAAGAUAGAAUAGAUGAGGUACUGAAAGAGUUUAUGAAAGACUUUGAAGAAGGUUCAUUCAGAAACAAAGGUUGGCCAACCUUCUUAUCUGCCUAUAUGGUCUCAAAAGCAGCCAUGAAUUCAUACACAAGGAUUCUAGCAAGGAAAUAUCCAAACUUUUGCAUCAAUUGUGUGUGUCCUGGAUUUGUGAAAACAGACAUAAACAGAAACACUGGUUUCUUAUCAGUUGAGCAAGGUGCUGCUAGUGUUGUGAGAUUAGCAUUGCUUCCCAAUGGUUCCCCUUCUGGCCUCUUCUAUAGUAGGGAAGAAAUGUCAAAUUUUCUACAAAACAAACUCGUACACUUCAUUGUAUUUGUCACCUGGUUUUGGAGAAAACCACUAACAUUAUUAACACAUCCAUUCAGUUUCAGCAUUUCUAUGGCAGAGCAAAAUCUAAGGUAUGCUGUUGUAACUGGAGCAAAUAAAGGGAUAGGGUUUGAGACUGUUAAACAGUUGGCCUCAAAUGGAGUGAAGGUGGUGCUCACAGCCAGAGAUGAGAACAGAGGUCAAGAAGCCAUUGGGAAAUUGAAAGAUUAUGGUCUCUCUGAUUUGGUGACUUUUCACCAGCUCGAUGUCACUCACUCUGCUAGUAUUCAUUCUCUAGUAGAGUUUGUUAAGACACAGUUUGGGAAACUUGAUAUUUUGGUGAACAAUGCAGGAAUAAGUGGUAUCAAUCUGGAUGGAAUGGAGGAGGGAUCAGCAUUUAACUGGACGGAACACGCUCAAACUUAUGAGAUGGUUGAAAAUUGCCUAACAACAAACUACUACGGUGCAAAGGAAGUAACUGAGGCAUUUCUUCCCCUUCUGCAGUUAUCGAACUCUCCAAGGAUUGUGAAUGUUUCCUCCCAAGCAGGAUUGUUAAAGAACAUAGCAAACGAAUGGGCUAAAGGGGUGCUUAAUGAUGCUGAAAAUCUUACAGAAGAGAAAAUAGAUGAGGUGCUCAAAGAGUUUACCAAAGACUGCAAAGAAGAUUCCUUAGAAACUAAAGGCUGGCCAACCUUCUGGUCUGCCUACAUGGUCUCAAAAGCAGCCAUGAAUUCACACACAAGGAUUCUAGCAAAGAAGCAUCAAAACAUGAUUAUUAACAGUCUGUGUCCCGGUUAUGUGAAAACAGACAUCAACAAAAACUCUGGCAUCUUAUCAGUUGACGAAGGUGCUGCUAGUGUUGUGAGAUUGGCACUUUUUCCUGAUGGUUCCCCUUCUGGCCUUUUCUAUAUUAGGCAAGAAUUGUCUAACUCUGGUACACUUCAUUAUAUUUGCCACCUGGUUUUGGAGAAAACCACUAACAUUAUUAACACAUCAUUCAGUUUCAGCAUUUCUAUGGCAGAGCAAAAUCUAAGGUAUGCUGUUGUAACUGGAGCAAAUAAAGGGAUAGGGUUUGAGACUGUUAAACAGUUGGCCUCAAAUGGAGUGAAGGUGGUGCUCACAGCCAGAGAUGAGAACAGAGGUCAAGAAGCCAUUGGGAAAUUGAAAGAUUAUGGUCUCUCUGAUUUGGUGACUUUUCACCAGCUUGAUGUCACUCACUCUGCUAGUAUUCAUUCUCUAGUAGAAUUUGUUAAGACACAGUUUGGGAAACUUGAUAUUUUGGUGAACAAUGCAGGAAUAAAUGGUGUCAAUCUGGAUGAAGUGGAGGAGGGAUCAGCAUUUAACUGGGGGGAACUCACUCAAACUUAUGAGAUGGUUGAAAAGUGCCUAACAACAAACUACUAUGGUGCAAAGCAAGUAACUGAGGCAUUUCUUCCCCUUCUGCAAUUAUCCAACUCUCCAAGGAUUGUGAAUGUUUCCUCCCAAUCGGGAUUGUUAAAGAACAUAGCACACGAAUGGGCUAAAGGGGUGCUUAAUGAUGCUGAAAAUCUUACAGAAGAGAAAAUAGACGAGGUGCUCAGAGAGUUUAUCAAAGACUUCAAAGAAGAUUCCUUAGAAACUAAAGGCUGGCCAACCUUCGUGUCUGCCUAUAUUGUCUCAAAAGCAGCCAUGAAUUCAUACACAAGGAUUCUAGCAAAGAAGCAUCAAAACGUGAUUAUUAACAGUCUGUGCCCGGGUUUUGUGAAAACAGACAUCAACAAAAACUCUGGCAUCUUAUCAGUUGAUGAAGGUGCUGCUAGUGUUGUGAGAUUGGCACUUUUUCCUGAUGGUUCCCCUUCUGGCCUUUUCUAUGUUAGGCAAGAAUUGUCCAACUUUUAAAUUUGCAUUCAUGCAGUUACAAUAAUACAAUGCAAUGGAAUAAAGUGCCUCUUGCUCAUA
This is a messenger RNA of Vigna angularis (adzuki bean), 2835 nucleotides long. RefSeq lists its product as uncharacterized. Gene Ontology annotation, cellular component: membrane. The coding region runs from base 16 to 2775 and encodes 919 amino acids. The record is from RefSeq and is a predicted model, not a curated record. NCBI's taxonomy places the organism in Eukaryota, Viridiplantae, Streptophyta, Magnoliopsida, Fabales, Fabaceae. Gene Ontology annotation, molecular function: oxidoreductase activity, acting on the CH-OH group of donors, NAD or NADP as acceptor. The transcript has 15 exons.